CAAAAAAAAAAUAGAAAUAAAAGAAGGAAGGUAGAGUGGGGGAGAUGGAGAGGAGGAGGGUAAGCAAGGAAGAAGUUGUACAGAAGCUUAAGGACGACGGCGAUUUUGACCGUCUCCGCGUCAAUAUCAUACGCCGCCUCAAAGAUAACGAGGAAUUACGAAACAAGAUGAUAUCACUUGUAAAGACAGCUUUGAAUCGACCUGGUGCUCAAAAUAUGAAACCCAGGCAGCUCUCUGAUGCUAUAUUCGAACAAGUCGGGAGCAAGAUGUUGAGCCAGCUCUCAGAUGGGUUGUGGGGAAUAAUAAGAUCAGAAGACGGGAUGAAGAGCGAGAUCAGAGAAACUGUGCAAUCCGUCUACGCUACGUUAUCAAACACAGGAGGCGUUCAAGAGGGACCCUCCACGAGAGAAGCGGAACGUAACAUCCCAACACCGUUUCCAAAAGGUGAAACCGGUGUUGGUCCAGGGGGUAAACAGAAGCAAGAGGUGAUUCAAGGAGCUGUGAUAGUAAACAAAGGAGAAGCAGCAUGUAGUAGUAGUAGCAACAGAGUUAAUUAUUACACUGACAACAACAGUGAUGAAGAAGAUCCUGAACUCCCUCCUGGUUUUGGCUAAACAUGUACUUUUCUUCUAAUUUUACAUGAUGCUGUUUGUGUAAGAUUAUGGCACUAAAAUCAGAUCUUAUAAUAACAAGAGUUCACGUUGAGAAUAAAAAGUAUUAUGUUCACAAAGUUUCCAGAUGCAUAUAUUUCUGUUGACCUGGAAAAAUCUUUUCUCCCAGACAGCACCUUUGGUCUAUCAACGACUAUUGACGUAUGACAAAGGAAGCAACCAACAUCAGUAAACAACAGGUUUCGUGGUGUAGUUGGUUAUCACGUCAGUCUAACACACUGAAGGUCUCCGGUUCGAACCCGGGCGAAGCCAAAUUCUUUAUAUUUUUUUCUUGGGUCGAUUGACCAAAUGUUGUGGAUUGCUGCCAAUUGUUUGACGGCCCAUGCAAAAAGCUUUGGCUCCCAGUAUACUAAGCCCAUGGGUUGCACAUGGAAACUAAUGGUUCCUAUAAUAGUCUGGCCUACAUACUUGAUUAUUGAAGAAAAAUGUAACAAGUACUUAAAAAUCAUAUAAUCAAGAAUAUGUGGUGAUGUGAGUUACAUAUUCUAGUCCUUAACUAUAACCUCGCAUUUACCUAUAUAAAUCGGCAUUUACUACCUUAUUUUCUCUACUUAAAGAGUGUGAAGAACUUCAGAAUAUAGACAGAUGAAAAAAAAGAGAUCACUAGACUUCAAACAUUUUUGUGUAAUAUCUAUGUCUAUCUAUGGCUUUUAUUUUACUCCAGGAAAAAUAAAAGGAUUAGUUAAAUAUGAUUUUUGUUAUUAUAAACUAGGUAAAGAGUCCGUGCGAUAUCGCAUAAAAAAUAUAUUAUAAUCUAUAAUUUAUAGUUUUAUAUGUCUGAUAAAAAAAUUAAAUCAUAUAAAUAAUUAAAUUUAAUUUUAAUGAUUAAAAUAUGAUUUACAAAGUAUUCAAAUAUAUAUAUAUAUAUAUAUAUAUAUAUUUUAUAAACCUUAAUGUUCCCUUUAAUUUUUUAUCAAAACACAUAUUGCAUACAAUUGCGUCUUCGUCCUUUUUAAGUUUUUUCAUACAUUUUUUACAUGAUAGUUAUCUUCAACCACUUUUUGAACAAAAUGCAAUUUUAUAUGUUGGUAAUUGUUAUUUUGUAUAUUUAUCUACCUGCUUUAUUUAUUGAAAAUGAAUAUUCAGAAAAUUGAAUAUUGUAAUAAAUAUAUGUUGAUUUACGUUAAUAUGACCCGUCUCAUUUAUAAUAUUUUUUUUUUAAUUUUGGGAGAGUUCUUAUAAAAUACCAACACUUAUUAUAUAAACUAACACAUUACUUAAAUAAAACUAAUAUUUUUUAAAGCAAUCCCACUUUGAGAUGAAAAGACACCUUGUUUAGAUGAAAAGUUGCAACUUUGACAUUAUUUUUUCACCAUUUUAUUAUUAGUAGAUUAGUGAAAAUUUGAUUUGAAAAAUGCAUGAGAGAGACUAUUUAUAGAUUUUUUAAAAGCUUAUUUGAAUAGUCACAACCCUUCAAUAUGAAUAGUCGUAUUCUUCUAAUACUCACAACUUCUCACUUUUUAAAAGAUACUAGUGAAUAGUCAUAACUUUUAGACUAUUUUUAGAAGGACACAACCUUACAACAUAUAACUUUUAGAAAAGACACAACCCUCUACACAUAUUUUUCAAAAGACACAACCUUUCAACAUAAUUGAAGUUCACAACCUUAAGAAUUAAUUGGAAAAGACACAACCUUACAGCAUAGAAUUUUUAGAAAAGACACAACCCUUUACACUACUUUUUCAAAAGACACGACCUUUCAACAUAAGUGGAUUCACAACCUUAGAAAUUAAUUGGAAAAGACACAACCUUCCAAUAUAGAACUUUUAGAAAAGAUACAACUCUUUACACUUUUUUUUCAAAAGACACAAUUUUUCAACAUAAGUGGACUCACAACCUUGACCAAGUCUUAGUUAAAUUUAAAUCUAUGACAUCAUCAGUUACUAUUCCAAACGAUGUAUCUUUACGUUUUAUUUUGGAAAGACGCAACGCUUCUCAAGAGAUGCAACGUUUUCAAAAUAAAUAUUUUUAACAAGUUUAUAUAUUGUUUCUUUAUCGCUUUUUUCGUCAUCAUCAUUUUUAACAAGUUUACCUUCUCAUCAAAGACAUUAUUACAACUUUUUCAAAAUACACAACUUUUCAACAUAAGUGGAUUCACAAUCUUAAAAAUUAAUUGGAGAAGACACAACCUUCCAACAUAGAAUUUUUAGAAAAGACACAACCCUUUACACUUUUUUUUCAAAAGACACAAUCUUUCAACAUAAGUGGACUCACAACUUUUGGAAUUAAUUGGGAUUGUUAUUAUUAGUAGAUAUAUACGUAGGCAUCUAUCAUUCUAAGUUUCUUACGAAGCGAUGUGGCGUAAUCAUUAAUCAUCCAUCCAUUAGAUUUUGUCUCAAGGCAAUUUAGGAAACGAGACAUAUUUCGUUAUCCAUGCAAAUAUGUAAAUGCAAAAGAGUCAGAUAAAAGUUUGGUGGUCCUUCUAAGUAAAGAUAACUUCUUCGUAUAGUCGUAUUACGCACACUCGUACAUAAGCAUUAUUACUAAACACCUUGACUAUAUAUACAUAUCACUGAGAAAAUAUAUCUGCGUGUUCAUCGAUAAUUGUUUUUAAAGUGUCCGCUGCGAAAACUUAUGUCUUCCAUGUAUUAUAUCUAUCUAUGGGCCGAUAUGAUAACAAGAAAAUGAUUCUAGCGAUAGAAACUAUACAUAUCUUAGAAUAUGAUUAGUGGAGGUUUCUUGCACUCAAUUCUCAUGAUAAAAUAAUAGAAAAAAAUGGAAAAAGCAAAAAAAUAGAGAAGAAAGUGAAGUGAGAAGAGAGACAAUUCGUUAUAAAGAACCGUUUGCCUUUGAAUUCUACACUUCUCAACAACUAAUCAAAUUAUAUUUUAUUUAAAAUUUAUUUAUUUAAAUAAUUUAUAUUGUUAUUAUAUAUCUAUAUUAUUAAAAACGAAGAAAUCCUAAAAAAUCUACUUAAACAAGGUUGUUAGACUAUUUCAUUAUACUUAACUAUUUAUCUGGUCUUACCUUAUAUUUUUCUAACUAUAUAAAUAUUUUCAUAAUUUAAAUGAAUUCAUUUAUUAUUCUCUCAUAAUUUAUUAUAUAAUUACUCUAACAAUAAAUCUCCAUAAAUAUAUCUAUACUAUUAAAAUGGAAGGAGUCCUAAAAAAUCUAAUUAAACAAGGUUGUUGGACCAUUUCAUUAGACUUAACUAUUUAUUUAGUAUCACCUUGUAUUUCUCUAACUAUAUAAAUAUUUUACAUAAUUUAAAUGAACUAAUUUACUAUUCUUCCAUAAUCUAUUAUAUAAUUACUCUAACAAUAAAUCUCCAUGAAUAUAUGACAGAUUAUUUAAAUAUAUUUACACAUGACGUGAUUAUUAUCACGUAUAGUUUCAUUAUUAGUAUAAAUAUUUUUAAUGGUUUAGUUAUGUUUAAUAGGUAUAUAAUUUGUAUUUUAAAAAUUUAAGUACUCAUUUGGUCUUUAGUUCGAUUUCUAUUUUUCGGUUCCAAAAAAUAUAUGAUAUGCUCGGUUAUUUAUGAAAUUCAGCUUAAUUUUGGAGAGUUUUUUUUAGUUUGGUAUGGUUCAGUGCAUCCGAUAAAUAUAUUCAAACCUAUACAUUAUCUAAUAAAGAAAUUAUAUAAAAAUAAUUUAUUUAGUUUUAAAAAUAAAUCUGUACUUUCUAGCACGGGUAAAAAUUUAGUUGAAGUAUUAAAGGAGAUAGACUUGAUCAAAUCACUGCGGAUGCUCUUAGAUCUUACUUAGAACUGACGCAUAUAACUUCAGAUCAUAUCGUAUGAUAGAACUGACGCAUAUAACUUCAGAUCAUAUCGUAUGAUACAAAGACAAAACAAUAUAGUUUUCUUUCGUCAAAAAAAACAAUAUAAUUCUUUUUUUGUUUAUUCAUUUUCAAAGUGGGACAUUUCUCCUUUUUGUUGUCAACCGACAAUUUUUCAUUUUGUAAAUUAAUUAAGGCACUUAAUCAAUAGAAUACCCUCUUUUGUUUUUCUUUUUGACAAAGAUUGGUCCAAUUUGUUAGUAUUUCCUUCUUUAUUUGUUUAUAAAGGAAACGUGAUGUAUAAUGUAUUUGUAAUUUACAAAGCCAUCUUACAAAGCUAUUACCUUGGAUAUUAGCAAUCGCAUACAUCAUACAUGAUCUGGAAAUAUGAGAAAGUGAUGAACCCCAAAAAAACAUACUAACCUGCUAACGAAUAGAAUGCAAUACAAAAAAACAUUUUACCGAAAGCAACACUAAAUUUUGCAUUAUGCUGGCCAAGACUACUUUUCUAGAACGAUAUACUUUAAAAAAUGUAUUUGUAUUUCUUACCAUAAUUGGUAUUCGACUUUUGGUGACUGGAAUAGUAACUGGAUAAACUAGAAGAUAUCAUGUGGCAGUGGCAGAUGUCAUAAUGCUCAUAUCAGAUCACACAUUAAUAGUCAUUUGAAUGACAAACUCAAUGCGUGAUUAAUGCUGACGUAGUGAUGUGAAGGAAAACUCGCGUUAUUAUUUCACAGAUCUGAUUUGUUUUUGGUAUAUGUGACAACCUCUUUUUUUGUUAAACGUUUAUGUCCCAACCUUUAUUAAAUCGUACUAUGGUCAAGUGUAAAUUAUAUUUUAAUGCAUGUUUAAAAAUCUAAACAUAUACAUAUAUAGAUAUAAUAAGCACGUUGACCAUAACUUAUUUAUACAAUAUAGCAUAAGAUGAUUGAUUCAGUCAGUUCACGGUCAAAAUGUAUAAACACAAUAUGAUCAAGCUGUAAAGAGAAACAUAUUAUGUAAUACAU
Brassica napus (rape) is the source of this 5395-nucleotide messenger RNA. RefSeq lists its product as uncharacterized. The coding region runs from base 45 to 614 and encodes 189 amino acids. The transcript has 3 exons. The record is from RefSeq and is a predicted model, not a curated record. Lineage: Eukaryota; Viridiplantae; Streptophyta; Magnoliopsida; Brassicales; Brassicaceae.